This is a messenger RNA of Effrenium voratum, 886 nucleotides long. Lineage: Eukaryota; Dinophyceae; Suessiales; Symbiodiniaceae. The record is from the annotation of a GenBank genome assembly.
CAAGGCUCCAGGAGUGUGGUACGGUGAAGAGGUAGCAAUGGGCCGAGUGAUUCGCGGCUCGCGUAAGGGCAAGUCCCUGAUCUUCACAGCGAAGACCAGGCUCAGGAAGGGUGCCGUGAAGCUUCGUGCAGUGGACUUUGCGGAGCGCAAGGGUUACAUCAAGGGCCUGGUGAAGAACAUCUUGCACGACCCUGGCCGUGGAGCUCCUUUGUGUGAGGUCGUCUUCCACGACCCCUACCGCUACAAGCUGAAGAAGGAGCUGUGGGUGGCUGUGGAGGGAAGCCACUCUGGGCAGUUUGUGUACUGCGGCUCAAAGGCUCAGUUGGCUGUGGGGAAUGUCCUCCCAUUGGCGAAGAUGCCCGAGGGUACCGUGAUUUCCAUGUGCGAGGAGAAGGCCGCUGAUCGCGGCCGCUUCGCUCGCGCGUCUGGCACAUCCUGCAUGGUCGUGGGCCAUUCGGAUGAUGGGCGCAAGACCCGCGUCCGCUUGCCAUCCGGCAGCCGCAAGAGCCUUCCCUCCACAUGCCGUGCCAUCGUGGGCAUUGUGGCUGGUGGUGGCCGCAUGGACAAGCCAGUGUUGAAGGCUGGCAACAACCACCACAAGUACCGGGUGAAGAGGAACAGCUGGCCGAAGGUGCGUGGUUCAGCCAUGAACCCUGUGGAGCACCCUCACGGAGGAGGAAACCAUCAGCACGUCGGACACCCCACCACGGUGGCUCGCUCAGCUGUGCCUGGUCAGAAGGUGGGUCUCAUUGCAGCCAGGCGCACUGGUCUGCUCCGUGGUGGCCAGAAGCUGAAGAAGUGAAGCAAGUGAGCCCGCCGCAUGAUACAUCAAGUUGCUACCUGCGACUUCUGCCACAGAGCAAGGCAACAACGCCGUACCAGCCAG